UGCACCAUCCUUCUUGCUCGGCUCCGGAAGGCGCCCCGGAAGCCAUGGGUAUGUGCAGAGGGUUUGGGUUAGCUCUUCUAUGAAACUGCGUGGAAAUAGCGAUAAAAGCCUACACCACCACCCCGCUCUCCCGUUGUCCACACGGGGCCUGGGACUCGCGCCAUGGCCAGUAGGCCCUGAAUGGGGUCUUCUGAGCCGCGUGCCAGCGCCAUCCUCCGCCCGCAGAGGUGCUGGUUCUGGCCGGAUACAGCGCGCAGAAAAAGGACGAGCUGAGCCUGGCGCACGGGGACGUGGUCCGGCAGGUGUGCAAUGGGCCCGCACGGGGCUGGCUGCGUGGAGAGCUGGGGGGCCGUUGUGGCCUCUUCCCCGAGUGCCUGGUGCAGGAGAUCCCUGAGACUCUCCGCGGCUCGGGGGAGGCGCCGAAACCGCGCUGUGCGCGCCGCCGAGGUCACCCAGGUCGAAUCUCCGGGCCGCCAAAGAUGGUGCAAAGUGAACUUCAGCUACAGCCCGGAGCAGGCUGACGAGCUGAAGCUGCAAGCUGGGGAGAUUGUGGAAGUGAUAAAGGAGAUUGAGGACGGCUGGUGGCUGGGGAAGAAGAACGGGCAGCUGGGAGCCCUCCCAUCCAACUUUGUGGAGUUGCUGGACAGUGGGCCCCCAAGCCUUGGUAACCCAGACAUGCCUUCAAUCAGCCUUGGUCCCCAGCGGGCUCCCAAGCUGAGCAGCCUGACCUAUGACAGCCCUCCAGACUACCUGCGGACAGUCUCCCACCCUGAGACCUACAGGGUCCUGUUUGACUACCAUCCCGAGGCCCCAGAUGAGUUGGCGCUGCGGAGGGGGGACGAGGUGAAAGUACUGAGGAAGACCACAGAGGAUAAGGGCUGGUGGGAAGGAGAGUCUCAAGGCAGAAGAGGACUUUUCCCAGAUAACUUUGUGCUCCCACCACCCCCGAUCAAGAAGCUGGUCCCACGGAAAGUGGUAUCCCGGGAAUCAGCUCCUAUUAAGGAACCCAAAAAGAUGAUGCCCAGAACAGCCCUCCCUACGGUCAAGAAGCUGGUGACAGCCCCGACUGGGCCAAGCAAAGCCAACCCAUCUUGGACACCCAGCGGAGACAGUCAGAAGCGCCCUUCCCGAAACUGCAGCUCUAGCAGCAGUUUCCUCAGUGGGUGUCCAGGCCAGAGUGGCAGAAAGCGAGCCCAAACCCAGGCUUCACAGCAACACUCUGCAGCCGGUCAGGGCGAAGAGCAGAGCAGCCUUACAAAGGCCCCUCGUGUGAAUAAAACCCCAACUCUGGACAAGACCCCCGGCCUAGAGAAGACCCCAUCUCCGGAUAAGGCCGGCAGCCCAGAGAAGACCUCAUCUCUGGACAAUGCCCGCAGCCCGGAGAAGACCUUGUCUCCAGAUAAGGCCCCCACUCCAGAGGAAUGCCUAACUUCAGAUAAGGUCCCUAUCCUAGAGGAGACCUCAACGCUGGAGGACAAAGCCCCCAGACCAGACAGGGUCUUUUCUGUGCAUGAGGUCCCGGUCCCAGAAGUCCCACCUGGUCCAAAGAUGGCCCCUCCUGGGGACGAGGCCCACACCCUAGGAAAGGUCUUGACCACCAAACAGGUGCUCUCUGAAGAGGCUUCCACCCGAGACAACACUCAGUUCCAUCACUUCUCUCCGGAGGAAGCCCUGCUAAACGCCAGGUCUCUUGGGGCCAGUGGGGCUCAAUCCCAAGAGGAGGUUCACAUGCCAGAGGAGCAUCCCCUCUGCACGGUGAAACGUCCCCUGGAUAAGAGGGACAGCUCCCCUCUCCAGUCCGAGUCCGCGUCCAAGUCAGGGUCUACGCCUGCCCUUGAGAAGGCCUACCUCCGGGAAGAGGCUACCACUCUCCUGGAGGAGGCACCAGCGAAGGAUGAGGCCACCCCCAAAGAGGAGGUGUCCCCCGAAGAGGUAUCCCCUGCUCAGAAGAAUCCACAUCCUAUCGUGCUGACUCCAGAGCCCCAAAUGACUCCCACCCUCCACCCCUCGGCCCCGCAAAAUCUCACAGAUAGCAAAAGUGACAGAGACGACAUGAUGAGGAUAAAGGACGAGGUGGAGGCUUUAAGGAGGUCGCUGGAGCUGAUGGGGGUGCAGCUGGAAAAGAAGCUGACUGACAUCUGGGAGGAGCUGAAGAGCGAGAGAGAGAAGCGCGUGUUGCUGGAGGUUCAGAUGACACGGAGGACCCAGGAGUCCCGGAACCUGGGCUCCAUCCACGCGCAGACGCAGACGCACUGAGGGUGGGCCCGGGAGGGACUACGGCGGGACCUGGAGCGAAGUCGGGCUCCGGCCACCCACGUCCUUGCACACGAUUUUGGGAAACGCAAGAAAGUAAACUCUGCCGUGUACGCGCGCCACGCCUCCCUGGUCCCUGCAGGGCGGGGUCUGCGCGGCGGGGCGGGGCUGGCGUUCUGCGCUCCCGUCCCUCCGCUUUCCUGGCAGCCGCUCCUGGGCACAUCUGGCCAACAUGUGGCUUCCAUUACCGUUCCCAAGGCCUGCGCAUGGCUAUUUUUAUCCACCGGAUGGCGAGGGGGGAGGGUGUCUCCUUCGGACGCUAGUCCCCGCGCUGGAGAAAUGGCCGGCAGGAGGGGCCCAGGAGGGGUCGGGCCUCUGCCCGGGGGCCGGAUUCCAGAAUCCAGCUGUGCGCCAGGGGAGGGCUCUCCAGCCCGGAACCCUCCCAGUUGCCUUCACUGUCCGCUCUGGAACGCAGUGACACACGAACUCCACAGGCCAGCUCAGGCACCCCAGGUUACAUUGGGCCUAAUAGCGCCUGAGCGUCAAGGUUAGGGUUCCGAGGCCUUGUGUGCGUGCGCGCGCGCGCGUGUGUGUGAUUGCAAUGAUGCAGAAAACGAGGGCAUUUGUAGGGACAGGGGCAACGUGUACCCGGGCGUUUGACGGUAAGGAAUGCAGUUGUAAGGAAUGCGGUUGAUUUUUGUGUGUGCGCCUGUGGUGAGGCGGUGGAGUGUGGGUGCAGGAGUGUGUUUUUGCCAUGUGUGAACUGAACGCAAGCAUGUGUGCUGAGGCGUCGGGUGGGUGGAAGGAGGUGGUCAGCCUGGUAAAGGGGUCUCAGCCCUGGGGCCCCCUGCAUGGCAAGAGCUUGGGAGUCGUUGGGGGAAGGAUAACAGAGGGAGACUGAGUCACUGAGAAUGCAGCUUUCAUUGGUCACGUCACCUCUUAACCGUCCCCCAGAGAGGGGAUGGGGACCCUGCGUCCUGCCCUACCCCCAGGGCCUUCUGGCUGGACGGGAGAAGGGUGUCUCCCAGGGGACGGGAAUCCAGGCCCAACAGCACCAGGGGAGCCGUGGGGGCGGGGCCUCCAUAGCACCGUGGGCAGGGGCAGUCCAAAGGUCCUGGGGCAGCUCGAAGCCCCCGUGCAUAUCCAGUACGCUCUGGGGGCCGGUCAGUAAUAGUGCAUGCGGCCCAGGGUGCCCGUGCCCGUGGGGCUGGGCCCCAGCGUGCCGGUGCCCAGCAGGUCUGGCUGUCCAGUGCGCCAGAUCUCCCGCAGGAUCCGUUCCCGCUCCUCUAGCCGCUGCGCCCGCUCCAGCUCCUCCGCCGAAGUGAAGACGUUGACGCUCAGGGGCCCGUCGGGCUCCGUGGACACCUCGGGGCCCGGCCGAGUCACCGUAUCCUCAUCGUCGUCGUCGUCGUCGUCCUCGGCCUCCAGGGUGCUGCUGUGGGGGUCCCGGCGCGGAGUGGGCCCUCGGGGCCGCGGGCGGGGUGCACAGGAGAUGCUGAUGACUAGUAGGCACAGGGUGAGCAGCAGGCCAAAGCAGACACCCAGCACGAAGUAGAGGCCGAAGCUCUCGGGGUUAGCUGGGGGUCAGAGGGCAGAAGUCACGGAGGGGGCCUGGCGCGUGGGAGUCAUCCCAUCUCUAAAAG
Globicephala melas (long-finned pilot whale) is the source of this 3896-nucleotide messenger RNA. It is a transcript of the gene MNMIP1, whose product is annotated as SH3 domain containing 21. The record is from RefSeq and is a predicted model, not a curated record. Gene Ontology annotation, molecular function: protein binding. Gene Ontology annotation, biological process: actin filament organization; cell migration. NCBI's taxonomy places the organism in Eukaryota, Metazoa, Chordata, Mammalia, Artiodactyla, Delphinidae.